This is a messenger RNA of Manihot esculenta (cassava), 1249 nucleotides long. Its product is annotated as putative B3 domain-containing protein At2g27410. Bases 37 to 753 code for a protein of 238 amino acids. Gene Ontology annotation, molecular function: DNA binding. The transcript has a single exon. Lineage: Eukaryota; Viridiplantae; Streptophyta; Magnoliopsida; Malpighiales; Euphorbiaceae. The record is from RefSeq and is a predicted model, not a curated record.
UUUUCUGCUUGAGAAGAGAGAAAGAAAUUGGAAGCCAUGAGAAAGGACCUACUUGCUGCUUCUGUGCCCAAGAAAAGAAGGGGCUCAAAUAAAGAGUGCAGAGUCAUCAAGGAACUUCCCCUUUUUCCUUACUUUUUACAUUCCUGUGGAAGGUUCGCUGAGAGCAUGGUGGAGGAAAAGAAGAGUGAGCAAUGUUUUGAAAGUGUCAAUAAUACUGCUGAAGAUCAUCAACACAAGAAAAAGAAAUUGCUGAAGAGACUCAAUUUUGAAGAAUUGGGUUUAGACCCACCACCAGAGUUGCCUAGCGAAUGGAUGAAUAAAAUAGAAAAAAAGGGAGGCGUUGAUGUGAAAUUGGUGAUAAUGAAGCAGAUGUUUCCUACUGAUUUAAACCCUCACCAUGAUCGUCUCUCAAUCCCUUUCAGGCAGAUAAGAAAUGAGUUUCUUACAGAGGAUGAGAAGACAAAGUUAAUCGAGCAAAAGUCCAUAACUGUUAAACUCAUGGAACCUUGUGGUUCUGAGUCUGAGUUGUAUCUAAGGCAGUGGAAUUUGAAAAAUACCAGUUGCUACGCGUUGACGACUCGUUGGAAACAAGUAAUCAAGGAAUUCAAGCAAAACGACAUAAUUCAGCUUUGGUCGUUUCGGGUCCAAGGAGAACUCCAGCUCGCGCUCAUUAAGGUCCCAUAUGCCAGUGCCAGUGCCAGUGCCAGUGCCAGUACCGAUGUAAGUGCAAGCGCAAGCGAAUUAGUUAAUUAGAGAUUUUUAAUUUCAGAUGCAUUUUAAGGAAUAUAUAGUGUGUAAUUUAGGGUUUUAUCUGUGUUUAAAUUGCGUAUGUUCACUAAGAAGUCUAGUUUUAUAAAAUUUCUACAAAGAAGUUUAGUUUACUAAGAACUAAGAAGUAUAGUUUUAAGGAACCCAGCAUUUCUAAACUCUGCAUGUUCAAGCCAUUGAAAUAAUCCAGAAGUAAGGGAAACUUCUGUUUCGUUAGUCCACAAAUUCCAGAACUCGUCCUCAUCGCCAUCGUUAGUCCACAAUACUCUGUGUUUCGCGCCUCCAGUGAACCCAAAGUCAUCAUUACCAUCAUCAGCGUCGGUGCAAUGCCCAGCUUGUUGAUUAAUUUUGACGCUCGGCGAGUUGAUGAUGAAGUAGAUCAGAAAUUCUCAGGGGUUUGUGAAUUGUGAGCGUCAGAGAUGGUGGUGGUGGUGGUGGUGGUGUUAGUUUAAAGAAUCAGUUUUGUAUGUGCCUUGAAAGG